Molecule: messenger RNA, 3097 nt
Organism: Amborella trichopoda
Lineage: Eukaryota; Viridiplantae; Streptophyta; Magnoliopsida; Amborellales; Amborellaceae
Product: endoglucanase 6
Biological process (GO): carbohydrate metabolic process
Molecular function (GO): carbohydrate binding; hydrolase activity, hydrolyzing O-glycosyl compounds
Source: RefSeq, a predicted model, not a curated record
UUUAUUUAUUAAUUAAUGUACACCCAUCAACUUUUAAGUGCACCUCUUCCUCCAUAUAUAGCAGGUUUCAGCUUCCAUUCAAUUCAGUUGUGGCCAUUGGCAUUGGUGUAUGUUAUUUGGAGGGGGGUUUAUCAGAAGUUUUUGCUGAUAAACUUCACCACAUUUUGUUCCCUCCAUUAAAUUGUCUGCAAAAUUGAGAGUUCCAUUUGGGAGUUGCAUUGGUCUCUCUUUAUACUUUUUUUGGGUUUUGUGGGGGUGUUUUAGCUGGAAUCUCUGCUAAAUUUGGAGGUUCUUUACUCACAUUGGCUGGGUUAAUUUUGUGCAUGCCAGAUAUUAGAUGGGUGUUUCAUUUUGAGUUUUGGGGUCCUUCUCUUUGCUUCAAAUUUGUGGGUCUUCGCUUCUGCAUUUUAGUUUUUCUUUUUCUGAGCUUGUUAGGAAGGGCUGAUUUCAAUGGCCAUGAGUGUGGUGUAUGUGUUCAUGUUGUUAAUGGUCUCGCCAUUUGCGUAUGGGGCUCAUGAUUAUGGCGAUGCUCUAAGUAAGAGCAUUAUGUUCUUUGAGGCUCAGAGAUCUGGUUAUCUUCCUGGAAAUCAGAGGGUCAAAUGGAGGGCUGAUUCUGGAUUGCAUGAUGGGAAGGCCAGUGGGGUUGAUUUGGUGGGAGGGUAUUAUGAUGCAGGGGACAAUGUGAAAUUUGGGCUCCCCAUGGCAUUCACAAUAACCAUGAUGUCAUGGAGUGUUUUGGAAUAUGGAAAGCAAAUGGGGAGCAAUGGGGAGCUCGGUCAUGCCAUGGAUGCAAUCAAAUGGGGUACUGAUUACUUUAUCAAAGCCCACCCUGAACCUAAUGUCUUCUAUGGAGAGGUGGGUGAUGGCAACACCGACCAUUACUGUUGGCAAAGGCCAGAAGAUAUGUCGACAUCUCGUUCUGCUUACAGGAUCGAUCCAAGUAACCCUGGUUCAGAUCUGGCUGGAGAAACAGCCGCCGCCAUGGCUGCUGCUUACAUGGUUUUCAGGAGAUCCAAUCCUGCCUACUCCACGCAGCUUCUGAACCAUGCCAAACAGCUAUUCGAAUUUGCCGACAAAUACAGAGGCAAAUAUGAUAACAGUAUCACCGUUGCCCAGAAAUAUUAUCGCUCUUUCAGUGGCUAUGCUGAUGAGUUGCUUUGGGCAGCUGCAUGGCUAUACCAGGCCACCAACGAUGAGUACUACUUGGAGUACCUUGGAAACAAUGGAAACUCACUUGGAGGGACUGGAUGGGGCAUGACUGAAUUUGGCUGGGAUGUGAAAUAUGCCGGAGUUCAAGUUCUUGUCUCGAAGUUCCUGAUGCAAGGAAAAGGUGGUCGCCAUUCUGCUAUAUUUGAGCAAUACCAACAAAAGGCAGAAUAUUUCAUGUGUUCAUGCCUUGGCAAAGGCAGUCGCAACGUACAGAAAACACCUGGUGGAUUGCUUUUCAGGCAGAGAUGGAAUAAUAUGCAAUUUGUUACGAGUGCCUCAUUCCUUCUCACUGUCUAUUCUGACUACCUCACCUCAUCUGGCAAGAUUAUGCACUGCAAUAGUGGAACUGUACCAGCAUCUGAACUGUUGGCCUUUGCCAAGUCCCAGGUGGACUAUAUACUUGGCGACAACCCUAGGGCGACAAGCUACAUGGUUGGUUAUGGGAGCAACUAUCCUCAGCAGGUGCACCACAGGGGCUCAUCCAUUGUGUCUUUUAAGGUAGACCCUUCAUUUGUGAGUUGCAGGGGUGGUUAUGCCACCUGGUUCAGCCGAAAGGGAAGUGAUCCCAACCUCCUUGCUGGAGCCGUUGUCGGAGGGCCAGAUGCUUAUGAUAAUUUUGCAGAUCAGAGGGACAAUUAUGAGCAGACAGAGCCUGCAACAUAUAACAAUGCACCUCUUGUUGGCAUUUUGGCUAGGCUCCAUGCAGGAAAUGGAGGAUACAACCAGCUCCUUCCAGUGGUUCCGAGCCCCGCACCAGUGAACAAGCCGCAACUGCAUCCAAAGCCCCAGAUCAGGCCCACUCCUCCAGUGCAAAACAACUCUCCUAUUUCAAUAUCUCAGAAGGCCACAGCCUCGUGGAACUUGAAGGGUAGGACAUACUACAGAUACUCUACAAUUGUGACAAAUGGUUCCAGCAAAAACAUUAAAGACCUCAAGCUUUCUAUCUCGAAGCUCUAUGGUCCACUUUGGGGCCUGUCUAAAACAGGUGACUCCUAUGUGUUUCCUGAAUGGCUUGACUCACUACCAGCCGGAAAAAGCCUGGAAUUUGUAUACAUCCAUGCUGCUUCCCCUGCCGAUGUGACCAUUUCUGGCUUCAACUUAGCCUGACCACCUCAGAAGUCCUUCUUUUCUCCACUUUUUUGAGUUUGGGGUUGUGGAUUUGGAUUUGAGGUUGGGUUGUGUGUGUAUGUAAGAAUGUGCAGUUCUAUACUGUAGAGAUAAGAGAGUCUUGGAAGAAGGUUUGUAUGUGGGUGUUAAAUUAUUAAAUGAGAAAGCAUAGGACAGGUAAUGGGAAUGAAUAAAGUAGGGGUUGGGGGAGAAAUGGAGAGAAGAGACAAAGGAAUUAGAAGAGCUCAUCCUCUUUCUCCCCCUCCUCUGUAUAGGCAUAAUCCUGUGUUUAGGAGAGGGACUCCUCUUUUCUUGUUUCAUAUGAGGAGGGAGUCUUUGACAGCUUCACUGACUUUGGUUGUUGGGAGGCAAAGAAGGGCCUUUCAACUUCUCUUACAAGGGAGAUCUGUCUGGAGGUGGAAAAGGAAUCAUCCAGCUGAUCUGCAGGUGUUCUUUUAGUGUGUGUGUGUGACAGAAUCACUUGGUCUUGUUUGGUGAGAGAAUGUGUUGGGAGGUAAAGAAACUGACCUUCUCACCUGUCUUUCACAACUGCCUUGCCUAGGGAGAAUCUCUUGGUCCCAUCUUACCAAGUGCUUGGGCCUGGUGUUUUGCUUUUUUUAAGUUUUUCCCGUAUUUGCAGUUUUAGUCUUCUUUUUGUAUCUUGUGGUUGUGAGUGCUUUAUUGAAUACAUCCCAUUUGAAGGAUAUGUUACAUGGUUCACUGUGUUUCCUUUGUAUGGAAAUCAUCAAAUCAAUGAAAGUGUAUUUGAGGUACUUGGAAA